AUGAAGUGCCUACGUAUCGCUCUCCUUCAGAGCGCUCUUUGGCUCGCCUCGGUCGUUGUCGCAGUUCGAGUGGCUGCGUUGCCCUCUGACAUAUCGCAAGUGAACGCAGCCAAGAGUCUCCUCCAUGAGACCGGACUGGGAGAGCUUCAGUCCGCAUCAAAGAUCGCCAAGCGACUCUUCAACUUCGCCAUCCUCGAAGGCGAUCCUCGUCGUCCGUAUGGUCUUCAUCAACAGAUCCAGAGUCAAGCCUUCUAUCGGAUGAUGAUCGAGCAGUACCUUCGUCAGAAGCUGGGUACCGUAUUCGAAGCGAUGCAAGAGCCUACGACCAGAGCAAUCGCCGUGUCGUACCCUGUGGAGGACCUCUCGUUUGGAUCGACCCCUGAUGGCAGGCAGAACAUCUUCAUGUCCUUCACAGAACACGGAUACGAUGCGUACGAUCGGCUCCUGGACGAGUUCUGGCGGAAUCACGCAGACUUGUUCGCUCAGCAAUACCGAGCCAGGAUCUACGAUGGCCGAGAGACGGCUUGGCAAGGAGAUAACUUUAUUAGCUUGUAUCGUGAGCUGCCGGAGGACAAGAAGGCAGCUCUGGACCAUUUGAAGCGUCGCGACGCGGCAGAUGCAUUCUAUCGGCAUCAAUUGAAGGUUUCCGGAGCAACAGUGUCAAAGUAUAUCAGGCCAGCGUUGACGAAAGACAGACCGGAGGAUCUGAGGAGGCUGUCGAGCGGUGAAGCAUCCAGCUCUCGUCCCUCAUCAGCGGAUUGA
Messenger RNA from Kalmanozyma brasiliensis GHG001, 762 nucleotides. RefSeq lists its product as uncharacterized. The coding region runs from base 1 to 762 and encodes 253 amino acids. The transcript is spliced from 2 exons. Lineage: Eukaryota; Fungi; Basidiomycota; Ustilaginomycetes; Ustilaginales. The record is from RefSeq and is a predicted model, not a curated record.